AUGCUAAACUCUUCGUCACGUGGUCAAAGUGAACACACCGCGCAGAAUCCUUUAUCUCAAAGAAUUCCUCGUAGACUUAGCCAGGAAACCUUAUCUACCCUAGUGAAUGAUGAUACCCAGGGUGCAACACCUCCAGCUUACGGAGAUAUUGAUACAGGUACAAACUCAGAUUUGCAUUCUUUAACUACAAAUGGUUCCGAUGAAACUAUAUACAAUAGCACCAAGAUUUUCAAUACGCCGAUUUCUAGCUUCACCAAGAGAAGAGAGUUCCCUGUAGUGUCACACUUCAUGUACCCAGGCGCAAUGGUAUUCAAGUCUGUGGAAGACUUGCAACGAUAUAAAUCCCAAUUGAGCGAUACUGCAUCACAUUCUCCAACCCCUGUAUAUCCGAUCUUACAUACUUCUGUACCAGUUUUAGGACUAUUCAAGAAAAAUUCACCAUUUAUGGUGAUCUACAAGUACGACACGGUCACUGGGACCAAAGUUGAGUACUGUAAAGUGUAUUACAAAAUUCUCGAAAACAAAUUGACCUGUUAUAUUCUUGUCUUUGCAAAAGGAAUGGUGUCAUUCGAAAAUCAGAACUCUCCAGUAAUACUUUUAAAUAAUAACUCAUACAAACCUUCGGUAGAUUUUGAAUUCCAGGGCACCAAAGUUAGAAUUACUGGUGUUUCAGGAGCAACUUCGACUUUUGGAUUAAAAACGCUUAUUAUGGAACGCUCGUCACCAAACUUAUCUGAUGGGCUUCAAGCUAAUUUCAAUAAUCAGAAUAUUAUCAAGACAAUCAAAGUCAAUGUUUCCAAAGACAAUCGAUUGGCGCAGAGUCUUAUUUCAAAUAAAUUCAAUCAUCUUGCCUUUUCGAGCUUGAUGAACGAAGCUAGGCAAUUAGUUAAUGUGCCAUUUGCGACAUAUAUAGAUAAUGGAGACAAAAGAAUUGGGUCAAUGCUUGUAAGACAUUGCACAAUCAAUUGCUUAGACGUAGGUGGGAACGAUGGAGAUGAGAUAUCUGAGAAUACCAUGAUCCUCACCUGCAUUAAUUUGGUUUUGAGAGAACAAGAGUAUAGAAAGAACAAGGGAAAUAACAAGCCCACAUUUGUUAGCUCGGGCGCAAUGCUGCAAACUACAGAGCGAAAUACAUUCCUACAGUCGACCUCAUACAAUGCAAGAGACUUUUAA
This is a messenger RNA of Dujonia railenensis, 1173 nucleotides long. NCBI's taxonomy places the organism in Eukaryota, Fungi, Ascomycota, Pichiomycetes, Serinales, Debaryomycetaceae. The record is from the annotation of a GenBank genome assembly.